CCUGCUGCGUGAGUUAUUGACGUGUUUGGAGCUAGAGGCUGCUUGGGCGCGAGCGCGGCGUCCGCCCGAGUAAGAAGACUUAGGAUGCCUCUGGUGAUCAAGCGACUCAGAGAUCCUGACACAAAUCCUUGCUUGUCAGAGUCUGAUGCUUCCACCAGAUGUAUGGAUGAAAACAACUACAACAGGGAACAGUGCUCCAGCUACUUCUUGAAGUACAAAAACUGCCGGCGAUUCUGGAAUUCUAUCAUGGUCGAAAGAAGACAGAAUGGAGUAAAGCCCGUUAUGCCUACAGCCACAGAGAGAGCUGAAAUCUUGGGAGCGAUGGGAACGAUGCCCUACUGAAUGUUUGCAUUAAAAUUGAUUGUAUAAGUAGAAGCAGGUGAAUAUUUUUUAUUAGUGAUUCAUCUUUUUAAGGCUGGACUGGCCUCACCCAAAUGGAUUAUAAGUAGACAAUUCAGUUUGCUGUUUGUCCAUGGGAUCUCCCUGCUGUCAAGCUCUUGUGUCAUUGCUGUGCUAACCCUAGAGGCCAGGGAGUAUUAAAGGAUGGCAGGCCCCCAAAAUGGAA
Messenger RNA from Octodon degus (degu), 565 nucleotides. Its product is annotated as coiled-coil-helix-coiled-coil-helix domain-containing protein 7. Bases 85 to 342 code for a protein of 85 amino acids. Lineage: Eukaryota; Metazoa; Chordata; Mammalia; Rodentia; Octodontidae. The record is from RefSeq and is a predicted model, not a curated record. The transcript is spliced from 2 exons.